CCAAAUCAUCCUCCAUCUCUACUACUACACCAUCGUCAUCUUUUCGUCUUCGUCUACUGUACUUUCAACCCUCUUCCAUUUUUAAACAGAACUUGUCCUUAUCAUUCCAAACUAGUUACCGUGAAGAUGCGAUCCAAGUUCAAGGACGAGCAUCCCUUCGAGAAGCGCAAGGCCGAGGCCGAGCGCAUCCGACAGAAGUACGCCGACCGCAUCCCGGUCAUUUGCGAGAAGGUCGAGAAGUCGGAUAUCGCGACUAUUGACAAGAAGAAGUACCUGGUGCCCGCCGAUCUCACUGUAGGCCAGUUCGUCUACGUCAUCCGAAAGCGCAUCAAGUUGUCACCCGAGAAGGCCAUCUUCAUCUUCGUUGACGAGGUUCUGCCUCCCACUGCCGCUCUCAUGAGCAGCAUCUACGAGGAACACAAGGACGAAGAUGGGUUCCUUUACAUAACCUACUCGGGCGAGAACACAUUCGGCGAGGCUAUCUAAAGGUCCUCUUCCCCAUGUUUCGAAUAUCUCUACCUCCCCCCCAACGGCGUUAUGGUUUCAUCUGGGCUGGACGACAACGAUGUGUGUGUUUAAUCGCGGCAAUGAAUUAUGGAUA
Messenger RNA from Hypoxylon fragiforme, 601 nucleotides. RefSeq names its product autophagy-related protein 8. The coding region runs from base 127 to 486 and encodes 119 amino acids. The transcript has 4 exons. Gene Ontology annotation, cellular component: cytosol; autophagosome; fungal-type vacuole membrane. NCBI's taxonomy places the organism in Eukaryota, Fungi, Ascomycota, Sordariomycetes, Xylariales, Hypoxylaceae. The record is from RefSeq and is a predicted model, not a curated record. Gene Ontology annotation, biological process: macroautophagy; cellular response to nitrogen starvation. Gene Ontology annotation, molecular function: phosphatidylethanolamine binding.